Molecule: messenger RNA, 583 nt
Organism: Formica exsecta
Lineage: Eukaryota; Metazoa; Arthropoda; Insecta; Hymenoptera; Formicidae
Gene: mRpL54
Product: 39S ribosomal protein L54, mitochondrial
Exons: 2
Coding region: 108-506 (132 amino acids)
Cellular component (GO): mitochondrial large ribosomal subunit
Molecular function (GO): structural constituent of ribosome
Source: RefSeq, a predicted model, not a curated record
UCAUCUUUUUCUGCAUGUGACUAGGGAAAAAUAUGUGCACGGUAGCUCCCUAAAAUUUCGUAAUCUGAUAUCUAACCUAUAUGUAGAGAGUGAAAACAAUAUUCAGAAUGAAUCUUUCCACAGUUUACCGGCUUUUUCAUUUUUCAAGAAAUUCUAUAAUACCGAUUCAAUAUACAAUACAAACUAAAAAUUAUGCUAAACCAGUAUUCCAGACAGGAAUGAAAAAACUAAAAAAAUCGGCUGCUGUAGAGAAAAAGUUAUUGCCUGUGGAAACAGAUAUUAAUAGGCUCUUGACUUAUGUGUGUGGUACAAAUAUCCUUAAAGAAGGGGGAGAAGAUGUCAAGAUAAGGCCAGAUUCUGAGUAUCCUAGUUGGUUAUGGACUAUUAGAACUGGUCCUGCACCUUCUUUGGAAGAAUUAGAUCCAAAUACAAAACAGUAUUGGAGAAAGCUGCGAGUACUCGGAUUAAAAAGAAAUAAUAAAGAAAGAGCAACUAAAAAAUUUUAAUGUAUCAUAUAAAUAUGUAUUAUAUAUAUAUAUAAAUAUAGUUUUAACAAUAUUAGAUAUUAUUUUGUAUUGUAAAU